This is a messenger RNA of Rhipicephalus microplus (southern cattle tick), 4937 nucleotides long. RefSeq lists its product as uncharacterized. Gene Ontology annotation, cellular component: cytoplasm; nucleoplasm. Gene Ontology annotation, biological process: regulation of RNA splicing. The record is from RefSeq and is a predicted model, not a curated record. Gene Ontology annotation, molecular function: RNA binding; metal ion binding. Lineage: Eukaryota; Metazoa; Arthropoda; Arachnida; Ixodida; Ixodidae.
AUGGGUGUCCACAACACGUGGCAAGAGCUCGCGGAGGCUCACAAGAAGAGCCAGCUGGAACGACUCACGCUCACUGGGAGCUUUCCCGCGGGCACCCCACGGACGCUAGGCGGCUGCAGUCCCUUUCGGCGGCACCGACUGCACCCAGAGGGUGCUUCUCCUCUCCCUCUUCCGCGCGCGCCCGCAGCGCCACCAGCCCGCCUCGACCGCCGCUCCAAACCUCCUCGGACCAGCAGCAGCAGUAGUCGAGGGAGCUGCUGCCGAGAGCUUGCGCUUGUGGCCAGCCGCUGCGUAGCACCACCGCCGCCGCCUGAACGCGCCGCACCAGCACGGAGCUCGCCGUCGACAAGUGGUGGUGGGCAUCAGUGUGACGUUCUCCAGUGUGGUGUGCCUCCGUUGUGCGCGGACAUUAGAGGACCUCGCUGUGGAUGUCCGCGCGCCUCAAGUAGGACGCCCGCCGAGGCAGCAGCAGCAGCAGGAGUCGCGCCGUCUUCCGACCGAGCAGCCCUGGGCCCCGUGGCACCGCCAGCCGCCGUCGUGGCGACGCCGCCCAGUCCGCCGAGCCCGACGGCCGCCGCCGCUGCCGUCGUGCAGCCGCCGGCCUCGUCGCUCGUGCUGGCCGCCCCGUCCAGCCUGGUGGCGGCCAAGGACUCGCGGUGGCUCCAGCUCGAGGUGUGCCGCGAGUACCAGCGGAACAAGUGCUCGCGCCAGGAUGCCGAGUGCAAGUUCGCCCACCCGCCGCCCAACGUGGAAGUGCAGAACGGACGCGUGAUCGCCUGCUACGACUCCAUCAAGGGUCGCUGUAAUCGAGAAAAGCCUCCUUGCAAGUACUUCCACCCACCGCAACACCUGAAAGAUCAGCUGCUGAUCAAUGGACGCAACCACCUGGCACUGAAAAACGCACUGCUUCAACAGAUGCCAUUGCAGGCCAUGCUUCCCGGACAGCUUCCGACGGCGGCCGUGGUAAGUCCCUACUGGUACCUGGGACACAUGCAGAGGCAACAGCAGCUGCAGCAACAACAGCAACAGCAGCAACAGCAGCAAAGCUACGCGCUCUUCAAUGGCUCCCUCGCUUCAGCCAAGGCUGCCAGUCCAUAUAUGCCUGCAUUGACAACAAUGGCAACAGCAUCUUCAUUUGGACAUUACUUGACACCUAGUCCUGUUUUGCCUGGCAUGAUGACUGCGGAUGCUGUGACGGCCCCUCUAAGCGUUGUGCCAGCUUCCCUAGUGUCCCCACAGAAAGUGGCGCGCACUGACAGACUUGAGGUGUGCCGGGAGUUCCAGCGUGGCACGUGCAAGCGGCCCGAGACUGAGUGCCGCUUUGGGCACCCGCCUGAGCACGUGGCGGUGGACAGCGGGGACGGGGCAGUCACCGUGUGCAUGGACUUCGUCAAGGGCCGCUGCUCUCGGGACCAGUGCCGCUACUUCCACCCUCCCCCGCACCUGCAGGCGCAGCUCAAGGCCACGCAGAGCCGGGCUGGCGCUGCCGCCGCUGCUGCUGCCGCUGCUAUGGCGACAGAGGGAGGAAGCACCGAUGUCGGAUUACAAAUGUACACUCAGCCGGGCCUGGGAGAUCCUUCCGCGAGCAAGAAGCGUCCCCGAGAGUCUGCAGAUGAAGUUGUCCUGUUACUGGACACCCUGCCGGUGUGCCGAGAUUUUAAGUCAGGGCAGUGCAAGAGGCCCCAGUGUCGAUAUGUGCACCUUGUUGAAGAGUUUGUCGAGGUGGUAGAAGGGAAAGUGACAGUGUGCCGCGACGCUGCCAAGGGCCGCUGUGCACGACCUCUGUGCAAGUACUACCAUGUGCCGGCGCUGUCCCUGAGCCCGCUCUGACAGCGCCCCCCUAGUCAGGCUUGGGGGCCCCCCUGGUUGCUCGAGGCGCUGUGUUGACAAGACUACUCUUAAACCCAGGGGAAGAAUGUGGCACACGUGCCAGUUUGCAAAGUAUUUGUUUUGUCAAGUUUCUUUUUCCUUUGUUUGUUGUUUUCCAGAUUAUUGACAUACACACCACCACCACCACCAUGAACAUACACAUUUAUAAAUAUAUAUAUAUAUUAUAUAUCUAUAUUUUUUGUAAUAUCUGUAAAGUGUUUAGUGUUUUGUUUUGAGACAAACUUUUAACAAAGGCCAGUUUUCAAUCGUGCUUUUAAAGUAUACUAUGAAUUAAACAAAUUUUUUAAUGAAUUGUUACAGCACCUAUUUGAACCCUUAGUGCAGACAAUUUAUGAGACAUUUUAACUAUGUAUUUUUAAUUGUGGGCGAAUAUUUGACCAUAUAGGCCACCUCAAGAUUAUGUGCUUAACAAAUCUUGUUGUGUAAAUACAAGUAAUUACUAAGCAGGAUGCUUUUUUUUUUCAUUGUAGUUUUAGUGAUCAUGUCUGAACAGGCUACUGCUGUGUAUAGCCUAAAAUUUUUAUCACUGGUUCUGUAAUAACUAGGAUGAACAGUACUGUCGUUAUUGUGAAGUUUUGUUGUUUGUGACUGACAUGCCAAGACCAAAGUCUUUACAAGCUUGAAACAAGGAAGGGGUGGACAAACCCACACCUAUGCAAAUAUAACUCAGAAAUUCACUGUCUCUGCAGUAUCAAGGAAGGGGAAGCUUGUUCGAGCAAAAUUUGGUAUAUGUGCUGCUUUUCUUGUUAGACUUGGUUGCUGUCUGUUCUGACUACCUUCAGAAAGAUCUUGUGCUUUUUUUUUUCACUCUUUUUUGUUAGCAGCAUGGCGAACACUGUUUUCAUAGGGGAAGUGGUCUUUCUGAAUGCAGCUGUGGCCUUUAACCACUUUGCAAAGAAAAAAAAAAAAUCUAGGAGACUACAAUAUGAAAGGAGGACACCAUGUUGAAUUCAAGCAUCCUUUUUCACCCGUAGCUGGCCUCAAGAGAAUGAAUUUCGUCUCUGAUCAAACACACUCCAUUUUGAACAAAUUUUCUCUUUUUUCUCUCAACAUGCGGCCACAAGGCCUGCUUUCCCGAGCAGGCCUUGGUUGUGACUUAAAUGCCAUUACUUAGACUGAUGCCUCCAGCCUUUUUGCCCAUGGGGAUGGUGCUAAUUCAAGGGUAGUGCUUCAUGUCAUGGCUCGAGACCAUGCUAAGCAACAGGCCUGGCCAUUGCCCACAAGGUCACACAAGCAGUAACACCAGAAAAGCUGUGCUAUACUAUAGACAGGGUGGGAUCGGUCCUUGUUAUGUGGGGGUCUUCUCAUCACACUGCUUGUGUACAUAGGCGUAUAUCCUGUUCACUGUUCAUUUUCGUCUUGGUAGCAAGGAAACUUCAUUUUCUUGAUAUAUAGCAUAUGCAUGCGAGCAAAAGAGAUAUUGUGUACACCUAUAUUUUUAUGCAAACACACACACAUUACUGUUCUGUGCCAUAUUGUUUUCUUUUGUAACAGGUUUAUAUGAUUGCAAGUGUACUCUUUAUCAUAUCAUUGUUCUCAGUUUUUAUAAAGUACGUGUUUUCCUUAAAUUUUAGAGUUGUUUCAGAUGCUCUUGUGAAGUCUGUGAGGUUACUGCUGUCACAGGGAAGGGAGAGUUGUUUAUUUACGUUUCCAUGCCCCGCAUGAGUGCACUUAUUUUUCUGGGCGCCCAAAGAGCAGCAGCAGCAAACAUAAUGGCAGGAUUCCAUCCUUUAUUCAGUCCAGCUGUCCAUGGCUGCAUUUUGCCUGGCGUGAAAGGGAAGCUCGAAAUGGGACCAAGUUUUGUCCUAGCCUGAUGCAACCUGAUUUGGCCGAGGAACAGGGUCGUCCCAGUGUGGCACCUAUUUAGGGGAAAAACAGUCGUCCAUUCUUCCUGGGAAUCAAAACGUCCAAAUCAAAAGCCUCACCAGUAGUGUGUGUGGCAUCGUUUGAUCCACUUUUGGCCCCUCGCGUCCACAGGAUUUGAGGCUACUUGAGCCAGUCACAGUAGUCUCGAAUAUGUCAGCGGACGAGUCCAGAUCCAAGUAUAAGAAAUGGAAAAACCGAGCAACAUCAGUGAAACAGUGCCUUUUUUUGUAAUAUGCAGGAGUCUUUGUCAUUGCUAUGCCUGGCUAACCCCCGUUGUUGCAGAUUUCCUUUACUACACAGUAGCAGGCUUUAUUGAGUUCUCCUUCUUUGGGUAUAUCUAUGUGUGCACGUCUGGCUUGCGUGUUUUGUCCCAGAGCCUGUUUGAAGAAGUGAGCAGGCGGUGGUUUGGCUGUUGGGCUCGUGGGCCAGCAGUGAGGAAAGCUCUUCAUAUACCUGUACAGCCUCUUUGCUAUAAUGUGGCUGUCGGUGCUGUUUUGCUGGCUCAGAGGACUUCCUCGUCUCGGGCUGUUGUUGUACUUUUGUGGAAUGGUGUUCAAGAGGUCGCACUUUGGACGUGGGAGGCCACACGUAGGCUAGUGCCCUCCAACACGUGUGCAGGCUUCAUCACCUGGAAGGGCUGUCUAGUCGGGGCAUGGUCUGCACUUUCCUUCAUGAUGCCCCUUGUCAGAGGCACACAACUUUCCUCUAACUUUAUUAGUUAAGUGUAAAAAAAAAAGAAUGUGAUAUCUUUUUAUAUAUAUAUUAUAUAUAUAUAUUAUAUAUAUAUUAUAUCGACAUAUAUGAGAGAAAGAGAGAAAAGAAGAUGCAGUUACCGCAUAGCAAUUUGUCCUCUACAAAUUCAGCAUGCCGCCGCCGCAGCAGCAGCAGCAGCCUUCAGAAAUGUUUCCUUGGUGCUUUGCCUCGGCAGGUCGUUAAGGAAGUGCUUGCGCCCCGUGCGCUUUUUUGCUUGAUGAGUGAAUGUGUCCUCUGAUGCUGAUGAAUGUCCACUUUGUUGCAAGAGCAGGCUGGGAUGAGCCAGCAGCCAGACGCUUGCCUCUCUGCUUUGGGCAGCCACAACGAAGUUGGCCGAGGGCGUACCGUCCUCCUUUUUUCUGAUCCCUUGUGCUUCAGUGUAGUUUGCUGUUUUUCUCAUAGACAAAUAAAGUUGCCUUUGUAAUUGA